AUGGCCGCCGUGAAGAAGGUGGUGGUGAAGCUGGACCUGCACGACGACACGGGGAAGCGCAGGGCGAUCAAGGCCGUCUCCACUCUCUGUGGCAUCGACCAGAUCGUCGUGGACAUGAAGGACGACAAGAUGACGGUCGUGGGCACGGUCGACCCCGUCCACGUCGUCGGCAAGCUGCGCAGGCGCUUCUGCACGGUGCAGGUGGUCUCCGUCGGCCCGGCCAAGGAGGAGGAGAAGAAGGAGGUCUCCGUCGGCCCGGCCAAGGAGGAGGAGAAGAAGAAGGAGGUCUCCGUCGGCCCGGCCAAGGAGGAGAAGGACGACUGCGGGUGCGGGGACAAGAAGGACGCGAGCACGCUCGUCCCAGUGUGCCUGCCGGCGUGCUACCCGCCGCCGCACUGGUACCCGCCGCCUCAGCACCCGCACCCGUGCUACUUCAUCCACACCGAGGAAGGCCCCAAUGCGUGCGUCAUCUGCUGA
Molecule: messenger RNA, 477 nt
Organism: Triticum turgidum subsp. durum (durum wheat)
Lineage: Eukaryota; Viridiplantae; Streptophyta; Magnoliopsida; Poales; Poaceae
Source: the annotation of a GenBank genome assembly